Molecule: messenger RNA, 1096 nt
Organism: Cannabis sativa
Lineage: Eukaryota; Viridiplantae; Streptophyta; Magnoliopsida; Rosales; Cannabaceae
Product: F-box protein PP2-B15-like
Exons: 3
Coding region: 71-907 (278 amino acids)
Molecular function (GO): protein binding
Source: RefSeq, a predicted model, not a curated record
CAACAUUUUCUUCCUCAUUAUAAAACAAAUUCAAAGUGAACUUGUAAAAGGAAAAAAAAGAGUGAAAAUCAUGAAUUUAGAUCGGUUACCUGAAGACUGUUUUGCACACAUUUUGUCACUCACUUCGCCUCAAGAUGCAUGUCGUUCGUCUCUAGCCUCGUCUUGUGUUCGUGCCAUGGCCGAUUCGGAUAGUCUUUGGGAUCAUUUUCUGCCAUCUGAUCUGAAAGAAAUUUUAUCAAGAUUGGUGUUUCCUAUUGUUUACUCCUCCAACAAGCAGUUGUUUUUCAAGUUAUGCAGUCCAUGUCUAAUUGAUGGUGGUAAGAAGAUAUUUUGGAUAGAAAAAUCAACAAAUAAGAAAUGCAUUAUGCUGAGUGCAAGGGAGCUCUCUAUAACAUGGGCAAGUCAUCCUUUAUAUUGGACUUGGAAACCGCAAUUCCUGAAUCAAGAAGUAGCUGAGCUCAUAACAAUGUGGUGGCUAGAAAUUUGUGGCACUGUGAACACCAAAAUGCUCUCCCCAAACACACUUUACACAGCCUAUAUGGUUGUGAGGUUCGCGGACCGCGCAUACGGAUUAGAUUUUCUACCUUCUGAGGUUUCAGUUGAAGUUGGUGAUUUCAAAGCAGUUGGCAAAGUGAACUUGAGUCCUCAAGAAGGAAGAAGGAAACAUUAUUUCCAACGUGUGCAUUUUCUAAAGGAAAUGGGGGCUUUGAGGUCAAGGUUGCUUAAAGAUGAAGAAAGUAUAGUCUUUGGUGAGGGAGAUAAUGGUUGGAUCAAGAUUGAAUUGGGAAGCUUUUUCAAUGACUGUAAUGGUGAGGAGCUAAAGAUCAGCCUCAGGGAAGUGAAGGGUCAGCACCUUAGAGGAGGUUUAAUUGUUGAGGGAAUUGAAAUAAGGCCUAAACAUCAUUGAAUGUCUCCAAAAUGUUAAUUUUUUGUUUUUUAUUUUUAGUGAUUGGCAAUUUAGCUUACCAGGGAUGUUUCUUUGAAGUAUUUUUUGGCGAUAAAAAUUGAGAAACACUAUGCAUGCCUAUGUUUGGAAAUUGGAAUUUUGUGAAAAAAAGAAAAGAUUGGGAAGGAAACUGUGAAAAAGAACCAAUUU